Messenger RNA from Parathielavia appendiculata, 1366 nucleotides. Its product is annotated as pyridoxamine 5'-phosphate oxidase. Gene Ontology annotation, biological process: pyridoxine biosynthetic process. Lineage: Eukaryota; Fungi; Ascomycota; Sordariomycetes; Sordariales; Chaetomiaceae. Bases 329 to 1135 code for a protein of 268 amino acids. Gene Ontology annotation, molecular function: FMN binding; pyridoxamine phosphate oxidase activity. The transcript has 2 exons. The record is from RefSeq and is a predicted model, not a curated record.
GUGUUGCCUUUGGGUCAAUUUUUGUUAAUCACAGCGUUAACCGAGAAACACGCCGUUCAUACCAAGCCAACCAUCACUACCUUACUGUGUACUACCAAAGCUUGCUGAUACCUGUGGAUAUUAAGGUCAAGUACCUUACCUCCGGGUAACGGGUUCAAGCAGUGGGGCCCAUCCGUUACUGGAGUGGGUCGCAGGCUUAUUCCGUCCGUAUUGCAGUUACUGCGAAAUGUUUCCGUAGCAUCUCGUCUGAUUCAUGAAGACUCACCCCCGCUGUUUGCUCUUACGCACUGCAGUCAACCGAGCGUCCCGGCCCCUGUGCUCAAGCAUAAUGGCGCUUCACCCAGCCCAAGACGGCGCCAAGCUGAUCUUUGCCCCCGCUGGCUCAUCCCGCUCCCUUGAGAUCCCAACCGGCCCCGGGCAAGCAGAGCAGUUCCUGAAAACGGAGCACCGCGGCGGUCUGAAGCGGAGUGACUUGAACCCGGACGAACCCAUCGCCCAGUUCCACGACUGGUUCCGCGAGGCGUCCCAGCCCGGGACCGGGGUGCUGCACCCGGAGACAUGCACCCUGUCCACGGCGCAACUGCCAUCUGGCCGCGUGUCAGCGCGCAUGGUGUACUUGAAGGAGCUCGAUGCGAAGGGCUUCGUCAUCUACAGCAAUUUCGGCACCAGCGGGAAGGCGAGGGAUCUGUUUGGGACCGCCGACGGGUCGAGUACGGGGAACCGCUGGGCGUCGUUGGUCUUUUGGUGGGAGCCGCUGGAGAGACAAGUCCGUGUAGAGGGGAGGGCUGAAAGGCUCUUGGCGGCGGAGAGCCAGGCGUACUAUGACACGAGGGUAAGAGGCAGCCGGAUCGGGGCGUGGUCGAGUCGGCAGAGCGCUGUGCUGCAGCCGGAUCCCAAUGUGGAGGGCGACGACGGCCGUGCCAAGCUGGACAAGUGGGUUAAGGAGACAGAAGAGAAAUUCGAGGGUGUCGAGAAGAUCCCAGUGCCAGAGUUCUGGGGCGGCCUGAGAAUCGUGCCGGAGCGAGUCGAGUUCUGGCAGGGGCGGCAGAACCGGUUACACGACCGAUUUGUCUAUGACCGUGUCCGGGGCGAAGAUGGCCAGGACAAGUGGACGUUAGAGAGAUUAAGUCCGUGAAUAGGUGCCGAGCUCGAGGGUAAACUUCAACACCAUCAUCAAAUUUGGGCAACGCUUGGCGGAACCAGCUGGCCAUAUGACUUCAGACUGGGAAUAGUGAGUUCCAUUCAAUCGUUGAAAGCGACUUGUUUCUGCCCUCGCUGCUUCUCAUUCCCCAAGAAUUUCAGGAAACCGCAGUGGUUUUCAGCAUAACAAACUUUCUGCAAGCGGGCAUCACAGUCUCUGAAACGC